Pelobates fuscus (common spadefoot toad) is the source of this 1004-nucleotide messenger RNA. RefSeq names its product amine sulfotransferase-like. The transcript is spliced from 6 exons. The record is from RefSeq and is a predicted model, not a curated record. Gene Ontology annotation, biological process: sulfation. Lineage: Eukaryota; Metazoa; Chordata; Amphibia; Anura; Pelobatidae. Gene Ontology annotation, molecular function: sulfotransferase activity. The coding region runs from base 6 to 902 and encodes 298 amino acids. Gene Ontology annotation, cellular component: cytoplasm.
UAAAAAUGGCCCAUGAGCAGCUCAAUGACAAUGCUAAUCCAACUCUGUUUUACCAUAAAGGAAUAUGUUUUAACACUGCAUUAACAACACCUGAAUGGAUAGAUUCUCUGGAGCAUCUUGAAAUCAGAGACAGCGAUAUUUUUUUGGUGACUUAUCCAAAAUCAGGAACCAUUUGGACACAGCAAAUUCUAAGUCUCAUUCUCAAUGAAGGACACCGCAAGGGAACAGAAGCUAUUGAUAAUAUGGCCAGAGCUCCAUGGAUUGAAUCUAAUCUCUAUAAUAUUGAUUUUAAAACCCGACCGGAUCCCCGACUUUUUUCAUCUCACCUUCCUUAUUAUUUAAUGCCAAAAGGUACAAGGAAGCGACGAGGCAAAAUUAUCUAUGUAUACAGGAAUCCAAAGGACAUUUUGGUGUCUUACUACCAUUUCUAUAGAAUGAUGGUGAAUGUACAAAAUCCAGAUAGCUGGGAACAUUUCAUUGAUCUCUUUAUUUCUGGCAAAGUGAUGAUUGGUUCUUGGUUUGAUCAUGUUAGAGGCUGGUACACCAAUAAGGAGGAUUUUGAUAUACUUUUUAUGACAUUUGAAGAAAUGAAAAAGGAUCUGCGAUCAGCGAUAAUGAAAAUUUGCAGUUUUGUGAACAAGAAACUUGAUGAUGAAGCAUUGGCUACUAUUGUGGAAAAAUCAACAUUUAGAAAUAUGAGGCAUGAUCCAUUGGCAAACUAUACAUUUAUAGCAGAAGACCUUCUUGACCAAAGUAAAGGACAUUUUCUUCGUAAAGGAGUCGUUGGGGACUGGAAAAAUGUCAUGACAGUGGCACAGAGUGAAAUGUUUGAUCAGGUGUUUGAAGAUAAAAUGAAAGAUCUGCCAAUCAAGUUUACUUGGGAUACUGAAGAAUCAAAUUGAAUUAUUAAGCAGUCUGUCCAUCUAACUGGUGAACAUUUGUUAUUAAUAACAUUUCAGAUAAAUAAAACUAAACUUAAUUCAGUACUCGCCAAACUUUAAAAU